AUGGCACUAGACUGGGACGAUGGUGAACGGCAUUUUAUUGUGACUGAGCGCAUCCCCGGUGAACCUCUCAGCGAGUCGUGGGCGAAAAUGUCAACGGAUGAGAGGGAAAGCAUAGCAAAGCAGGUAGCUGAUUAUCUGCUUCAGCUUCGCUCCAUUCACUCCGCCAGGAUGCAGGGACUCAACGACGAGCCGAUUUACUCUGCAUAUCUCUUCCGCAAUGGCUAUGGUCUGCCACAUGGGCCUCUAUCUUCAAAUGACGAGCUUUGGGCCGAUAUGGACGUGGCGCUGAAGGAAGUCCCAGAGGAUGUUCGCUUACAACUUCGGAAAGGUAUGCCACCUGCUGAGCCAUUCAGUUUUACCCAUGGCGACCUUACCAUUGUCAAUAUUAUGGUACAGGAUGGCCGAGUUACAGGUAUACUUGAUUGGGAGUCGUCAGGGUUCUUUCCAGUGUGGUGGGAGUUUACUUGUGCGGGUAUCGGAUUGAGUGAAGAAGAUGUGGAGUGGAAGAAUCUCCUACGGAAGCAGAAGCAUGACCAUAGUAAAGCACGCGAGUUUUGGCGCGAUUAUUAUGCACUAUCAAAAUAUCCUAACCUGGACGAAAGAGGGAUUGCGCUUCUGAAAGACAGAAAGUAG
Molecule: messenger RNA, 633 nt
Organism: Aspergillus calidoustus
Lineage: Eukaryota; Fungi; Ascomycota; Eurotiomycetes; Eurotiales; Aspergillaceae
Source: the annotation of a GenBank genome assembly